This is a messenger RNA of Diachasmimorpha longicaudata, 1377 nucleotides long. RefSeq lists its product as uncharacterized. Gene Ontology annotation, molecular function: protein binding. Bases 279 to 1340 code for a protein of 353 amino acids. The record is from RefSeq and is a predicted model, not a curated record. NCBI's taxonomy places the organism in Eukaryota, Metazoa, Arthropoda, Insecta, Hymenoptera, Braconidae. The transcript has 5 exons.
UCAUUUCUGCUUCUGUAAUUUAUUUCUACGUCAGACGACACGCUUAGGUGCUCUUUAGAAUCUCCAAAGCUUUUAGUGCAUGAUUUUCCAACGAAUGAAGUGGCCAUAUUAAAGAUUUAUGAUACCUCAAUAUUCCCGUUUUCCCAUGAAUAGAUAAUAAUUUAUUAGCUUUGUACAUGAGUAAUAGAGAGGAAAGCAUAAUUAAUUCGAAAAUAGAAGUCCAUCCUCUGAGAUGAAUUUGCACUCGUUGAUAGACGAAUGCUUCAUGAAAUCUCAUAAUGAAAUCUAUUUUCGUCGCGAGAGAACGGGGAAAUCAACGCCUGGAGCAUCUGUUCUAUUAUACUCUCGUUGUAAUCUGGGUAACGAUGGUCGGGAUACUCUGCCUCCUCGUAAUCCUAAAUUCCGUCAUUCUGGGCUGCUGGGGAGCAGUUGCACACGAUAAUCCAUCCCCUGAACUGAACGUCAUUACAGCAACUUCGAACGUCACCGGUAACGAUACAAUGGAGACGCAAACGACCAUUUGCAGAAUUUCAUCAGAUCGAAUAAUAGCGGAUGCUGAGGCGACUGUCACCAAGGUUCUUAGUGGAGGGUGUAAUGCCAAAGUCAUGGAUGAUCGUUUGACGGCCCUCGAGGGCCUCUUCACUCAUCAGCUCGCCGAACUGAAGCACCUAAUUCUCCGAGUAAUCGAGAGAGAAGACAAUAUCGAGGAGAAUUCAAUCAAGGAAACUACAAUUAAUCAUAGGAAUUCCCUUCUAAUGCCCGAUUACGUUAAAAAGCUCCAAAAAAUUGAGUUCAUCGAGGAGGCGGUCUCGCCGAGGCAAUAUGAGAUAGAACAUCUCAACGACACGAUCCACGAACUUUCAACGACUGAAGGUCUUCAGCGAGUUUACACUCACUACUGGAAAGUGACGGAUUUGAAGGAGAAGUUGGUGAAAUGGAGAACAGGGCGUUCGUUACGCAGUCCCACCUUUUACAUCGACAAAAGUGGAUACGCUAUGUACAUGAAAUUUACCCCCAAGUAUUUUCCCGAUGGAACUGUUUUCAUAAGUGUUGGAAUAACCCGGGGCUCCUUGGAUCAGCAUCUCGUCUGGCCAUUUCCUCUCAAAUUGCAGAUAGAAAUUCUGGACCACUCACCCGAAUAUGCGAGGGAAGAUCGCAGAUCUCGACUGUGGGAUCCAGCCACUGUCUGCUCUACUUAUUUCUGGGGUCAACCAAGUUCAACAGGUGAUCCUGACAAUCCCGAGUGCGUUGGGCUGAGUACAGCCCGCAAGCUAUUCACCACUAACAACAAGUUUAUGUGGAAUGACAACAUAAUCAUCAAACUGAUCGUUCAUUUGUGAAGUGUUUAUUAAUGUUUAUUAAUACAUUCAUCGAUAU